Orbilia oligospora ATCC 24927 is the source of this 2649-nucleotide messenger RNA. RefSeq lists its product as uncharacterized. Gene Ontology annotation, cellular component: DNA ligase III-XRCC1 complex. Gene Ontology annotation, molecular function: ATP binding; DNA binding; DNA ligase (ATP) activity. NCBI's taxonomy places the organism in Eukaryota, Fungi, Ascomycota, Orbiliomycetes, Orbiliales, Orbiliaceae. The record is from RefSeq and is a predicted model, not a curated record. The transcript is spliced from 4 exons. Bases 1 to 2649 code for a protein of 882 amino acids. Gene Ontology annotation, biological process: DNA biosynthetic process; double-strand break repair via alternative nonhomologous end joining; lagging strand elongation.
AUGCCCGAAAGCCCGGCCAAACGGCGCAAAAAGAACGACAAGUCCGGAUCUCCGAGCAAAGGACCUACUCUCGACUUCUUCUUUGGACGAAAACAACCUGUUCCCUCGAAGUUAAAGCUGGUUUCUGAUGCUGAGUCAAACGAAGGACUCACUGAUGAAGAGCUAGCACGGAAACUUCAUGAACAGUGGGCAAAGGAGGAUGCUUUGUUAUCCGGUCGGUCACCAAAAGAUGCAGACAUCGGAGAGUCGUCGCAGAGAUCGGUCUCAGCAGAGCAAGAGGCUAAAGACCGAGAGCUUGCUAAGAAACUCCAGGAAGAAGAAGCCGAACGGAGUGGAUCUGGGAAAGAGGAGGUUGUAGCAUACUAUCCUCCGGAAAGCUCCAAAAGAGGGGAGCAGGCAGGACCAUCCAAGCAAACAGCUCCUACUCCUCCUCCUCCUACAGAUACAAAGAUUCAAUUGGAGAAUAAACCCGAGUGGGAUAAACUAAUCGACGAGCUUCCCUUUGACACAGACCCGUUAUCGUUUAAUCCUGAUGACUAUAGGGCCCUUGUUCAAAGCUUGCCAGAUGGAAGAUUGUCGUAUGGUCUACUAACUCGCGCCUUCGUCCUCAUAAACUCUACAAGAUCUCGUAUUAAGAUCGUAGACACCCUUACGAAUUUUUUGAGAACAGCUAUCGCCUGUGAUCCCUCUUCCCUUCUACCUGCUGUCUGGUUAACUACAAACGACAUUGGCCCGCCACACGAGCAGACCGAACUCGGAAUUGGUGGCUCAGUUAUCAGUAAAGCUCUUAUAAAAGUAGGCGGGUUAGACCAAAAAGGCCUCCGUACUCUUUACAACAAGUAUGGAGAUGCGGGGGAUGCUGCGUUCGAAGCAAAAGUCAGGCAGAGAACAUUACAAUUGCGGAAGCCGGUACCGUUGACCGUUAAGGAUGUAUAUUCUUCCCUGGUCAAGAUAUCGCAGUCAAAAGGAACCGGAUCCCAAGAGGUCAAACAAAGGAUUGUUGAAAGGCUCCUCGUCCAGUCUAGAGGAGAAGAAGUCCGAUACCUUGCCCGUACUCUGGUGCAGCACCUACGAAUCGGGGCGGUAAAAACGACAAUGCUCAUUGCCUUGUCCCGAGCAUUCCUUAUGACACAUCCUCCGAAUGCUUCAAACCCGGCUCCAAAUCCGCCUUCCACAUUAUCAAAGUUAUCAAAGGAAGCAAAAACGGAAAUAUUUUCUGCAGCAGAAGAAAUCGUCAAAGCCUACUUCGCUAGAUGCCCAAAUUACAACGAAAUAGUUCCUGGUCUGCUCACUGCUGGCCUAGCAGGGCUUAAGGACGUCUGUAAAUUGACAGUUCACACCCCGUUAAAACCGAUGUUAGGAAGCAUUACUCGGGACCUCCCAGGAAUGCUUGGUAGGUUAGGAUCUCGAGCAUUCACCGUGGAGUACAAAUAUGACGGACAAAGAGCACAAAUCCAUUGUGAUGAAAAAGGCAGAGUCUCAAUAUUCAGUCGCCACUUGGAGAAUAUGACGGAGAAGUAUCCAGAUCUAGUGGCCUUGAUCCCUUCAAUCAGAGGCCCUAAUGUUACGACUUUUAUCAUGGAAGGGGAAGUGGUAGCGAUUAAUAGCGACACCGGCGACCUCAAGAAUUUUCAGACGCUAGCCUCUAGGGGGCGGAAGGAUGUUACUAUUGGGACUGUUCAAGUUAAUGUUUGUAUGUUUGCAUUCGAUUUGAUGCAGUUAAACGGAGAGGAGCUACUUGGGAAGCCGUUCCGCGAGCGACGGAAAUUGCUAAGGGAGGAAUUCGUCGAGGUUGAGAAAAGAUUUACUUGGGUCAAAAGUCUAGAUGCAACUGCUGACGACCAAGAUGCUGUGAUCGAGUUCUUUAAGGGUAGUUUGAAAGAAAAGUGCGAGGGAGUUAUGGUUAAGCUACUCGAUAAUGAAGUGCCAGCUGAAGAUAACGGAGCUCUCGAAACUGACGCUACCGAUCUCGAUACCCUAGUCGAGGAGUUACAGAAAAAGCCCGAUUCCAAGGGGAAGUCUGCUAAAGGUAAAGAGGGUAAGAAAGGCGGUAGAAGGAAGCCUUUGCUAGCGACAUACGAGCCCGAUAAGCGAUUGGAAUCUUGGUUGAAAGUAAAGAAGGAUUACGAUGCAUCUACUGAUACGUUAGAUGUCAUACCGAUCGCCGGGUGGCAUGGUAUGGGUAGGAAAAGCAAAUGGUGGUCUCCUAUUCUACUAGCUGUUCGGAAUCCCGACACUGGUUCGCUCGAAGCGGUGUGUAAAUGUAUGUCCGGAUUCACAGACGCCUUUUACCAAGAAAUGAGGGAGAAGUAUUCAGAGGACGGCGAAAAUACCACGAGAACGAAGAAGUCAUAUAUCGAAGCCCCAGAGUUGCACCCAAAUGUCUGGUUCGAGCCCCAAGAGGUCUGGGAAAUCGUUUUCGCGGACAUUACUCUUAGCCCCAAUUACACUUCUGCGAUUGGAUUAGUGUCAGAAGAAAGAGGCCUUUCGCUGCGAUUCCCAAGGUUUCUGCGCAAGAGAGAGGAUAAGAGUAUAGAGGAAGCGAGUACAAACGAGGAUCUUGCUGCAAUGUAUCGGAAGCAGCUGAGCGGCGGGAAAUCUGCAGAAGGCGGUGGAGGAGACGAUGCCGAAGGAGACUUUGACGAAUAG